GAAACCCACUUCUCAAACUUCCUAGAAACAGUUCGUCGAGUUGUAUUUCUCUAUUGGUUGCCCAAACCGUCCCUCAAACGCGCUGCGUCCAAUCACCGAGCGGCCUUUCAAUCCUAUCAUUUUGGCGGCGGUCGGAAUAUGGCGGAAAAUUUGAAAGCUCAAGUUUGUAGGGUAGCCUGCAUCGCUACUGAAGACCAGCUGGAGGUGAUCUGUCGAGAGCAGGGGGUGAAGUGUGAAGAGCUGGGCAUCAACAAGCAGAACCUGUGCGAUUAUGAGGUGGAAUAUCUCUGUGACUACAAAAAGAAAGUUAUCACAGAUGGGAAAAGACAAACAAUACAGGAGUUAUACUUUGUGAAAUGGAAGGGGUACCCCGAAUCCAGCAACACAUGGGAACCACGGAGGAACCUGAAGUGCAUAGAUCUUCUCAACCAGUUCUGGGAGGACUUGAAUUCAGAGAUGCAGAGACAGAAGAAACGUGCUGCCCCUCGUCGCCUAGACCCUGCCACCGUGUCACAGCUCAUCCAACGGGCGAAACUCCGACAGACCCUUAAACGGUGGGAGAUACACCUCAACAGCCUGGGGACCCACAAGGGCCACAUCUACGUUCGGAACCAGGUCGACCUGGAAGGCCCGCCUAAGAACUUCACCUAUAUAAAUGACUAUAAAGUCGGUGAUGGGAUCAUGCUGAAUGAGGUAUCUGUGGGCUGUGAAUGUACAGACUGCCUGGACGACCCUGUGGAGGGAUGCUGUGCCGGAGCAUCUCAGCACAAGUUUGCUUACAAUGAGUUAGGCCAGGUCCGCAUUCGGCCCGGGUUGCCCAUUUACGAAUGCAACAAGCGGUGCCGUUGCGGGAUCGACUGCCCCAACAGAGUGGUGCAGAGGGGAAUUCAGUAUUCCCUCUGCAUUUUUAGGACAGACAAUGGAAGGGGAUGGGGGGUGAAGACCAUGGAGCGCAUUCGGAAGAACACUUUCGUUAUGGAGUAUGUCGGGGAGAUCAUUACAACAGAAGAAGCAGAUUGCAGAGGUCACAUAUAUGAUAAAGAAGGUGCCACCUAUCUUUUUGACCUGGAUUAUGUCGACGAUGAGUACACAGUGGAUGCUGCUCACUAUGGAAACAUCUCUCACUUUGUCAAUCACAGUUGUGACCCCAACCUCCAGGUAUAUAAUGUGUUUAUUGAUAACCUGGAUGAGCGGCUGCCGCGGAUAGCAUUCUUUGCCACGCGUGGGAUAAAGGCAGGAGAGGAGCUCACAUUUGACUACAAAAUGAAAAUUGAUCCAGUUGAUGCCGAGAGCACGAAGAUGGAUACUAAUUUCAGUCUGACGGGACUCCCAGGCUCCCCUAAGAAGCGCAUGCGCGUAGAGUGCAAAUGCGGGGUACCAACAUGUCGAAAGUACCUCUUUUAGAGGAAGUCCAAGCAAAAUAGGAACUGAAAGAAGAUCAUGUGUUCCAGUGAAUGUUGAAAGUAUCUGUGGUUUAGAAACUGCUUUGGGAGGUGUUUUGAAAUACUUCAUAUAAUUUUAAAUAUAUAUUUAAGAUUUUUUUUUUUCAAGAUCAACCUCAACUUUUUCCUUUUUAUUGUUUUUUUCCAUGCUUAAAUAGUGUAUAAAAUGUGGCAUUAAUUUUUUCAAUUUGGGCAUUAGCAAAAAUGUUUGUAAAGUAAAAAACGAAAAAAUGAUUUUCUGUAGUUUUAAACCCGUAUUUUAAUUAAUAUCAAAAGCUUUGACACCAUGGAAUCCUUAAAGAAAAUGUACAUUUUUUUAAACCUUGAAAUGUACAUAUGCUUUAUCUGUUAUCUGAAUAGGAUGGAAUAUCUUUUUACUUUUUCCAACAAACUUUUGUAGUUUUUCUCGCCCUAUUUUUAGCAAAUAUCUUUAGGCCAGUCCAAAAUAUGAAAAAUCUACGUCCUUCUGUUUGUUUUCUAGACUUGAACUAUCCACCAGGGGGCAAAAUUGUACUAUUAAUGCACAGAAGGGGAAGUUUGUUAGACCGAAGGAGGUGGACCUACAUGAAAUGUCGUUUUUACGCAUGCAAAAUGUUAUCAUUCUGUGUUUGUGUACAUACUGUAGUCUAACAUGACAAAAUAUAAUCAUACUGUCAAACUGGUCUUUCAGUGACUUUGUUUGAGCGCUGGUCUCAACAGAUCAAUAAAUGGGUGCAAGUG
Molecule: messenger RNA, 2162 nt
Organism: Carassius carassius (crucian carp)
Lineage: Eukaryota; Metazoa; Chordata; Actinopteri; Cypriniformes; Cyprinidae
Product: histone-lysine N-methyltransferase SUV39H1-like
Exons: 6
Coding region: 139-1404 (421 amino acids)
Cellular component (GO): nucleus
Molecular function (GO): histone H3K9 methyltransferase activity; protein binding; zinc ion binding
Source: RefSeq, a predicted model, not a curated record